Molecule: messenger RNA, 1510 nt
Organism: Tilletiaria anomala UBC 951
Lineage: Eukaryota; Fungi; Basidiomycota; Exobasidiomycetes; Georgefischeriales; Tilletiariaceae
Product: inosine monophosphate dehydrogenase
Exons: 1
Coding region: 400-1461 (353 amino acids)
Molecular function (GO): nitronate monooxygenase activity
Source: RefSeq, a predicted model, not a curated record
GGACAUCGUCCGAAUGCCGCUUGAAUCCUAUGGGUCUCCUUCGGAAAGGUCACAAAGCGCACGUCCGUUUCGACGUUUUAUUUUGCACAGACUUACAUACUGCUGCGCCAAGGCGAGAGAAGCCGCGAUCGGCGUACCCUGAGGCAUCUUGCGUCUGCCUGCUACCAAGCAGCCCAGAAGCGCAUCUGGCCUCUCCGAGCUGGAGCGUGCUUGAUCGUACCCACUGUAUCAAUCUGAGUCAUGACUUCGGCAGCUAGUUCGAGGAUAGAGGGAGUACGUGGGCUCGCUCCACGCCUCAAAACGCGAUUCACGACGCUCUUCGCGCCCAACGACGAUGCCGACGCUACAGGGCAGGUGCUGAACAACUGGCAAAUGACAACUCCAAUCGUGUGUCCGCCCAUGGCAGCUGCAUGUGGCGGAGAGCUGGCCGGUUCUGUGUCUGCAGUAGGUGGCUUCGGAUUUAUCGGUGCCGGGUACUACACGACACAGAAGCUGAGCGAGGAAAUCGCGCUUGCUAGAGAACAGCUUGGCCCAAACGAAGUUGACGGCAAGCCUGACACAGCGAUGCUGCCCAUCGGCGCGGGGUUUCUUGUCUGGAAUCUCACAAAGCUAGCAGGCGGUGAGAUACCCUCAUCUAACGACUCGCCGAGUAAGUCAGAAGCCCACGCCAUCCUCGAUCUCGUCGCGACAGAGCGUCUCGCAGCGCUCUGGCUUUCCUUUGGCACAGUGGCAGAGACGAGCGCGUGGCUUGCAUACUUCAAAAGACGCGUGCAAGUCAACUCAAGUAGCCACUCAUGGAAGCUGUUCAUCGGCGUUGGCAAUUUGGAGGAGGCACAAUCUGCGCUGGAGCACUACGCGCCGGACGUGCUCGCCAUCACUGGCGGCGGGGCGGGCGGGCACGGACUCGCUGCUUCGCCGCCCCUCAGCGAAUUCCUGCCCAAGGCAGUACAUCUUGUUGCGUCUGCAAGCAACUCUUCCUCGUUGGGUGCAAACAAGACACCACUACUGCUCGGCGCAGGCGGCCUCUCGGACGGCGCAUCGCUCGCCUCAAUCCUCACUCUAGGCGCCGACGGCGGAAUCUUCGGCACACGCUUCCUCCUGACUCCGCAGGCGAGCUACACCCGCGCGCAAAAAAAUGUCCUCUUGAGAUCGGACGGUGCGACGCUGCGCACGAUGGCGUUCGACGAGGCGCGCGGCACGACUGGCUGGCCCGCCGGCGUCGAUGGUCGCGGCAUCCGCAACGCCACUGUGGACGACUACGAGGCGCAGCGCGGGGGCAACGCCGAGGCGCGCCGGGAGGUGUACGCAGAGGCUGCAAAUAAGGGCGACGAGAACAGGAUUGUCACGUGGAGCGGGACUGGGGUAGGAAACAUGCGAGAUAUUGUCGAUGCCAGGGAAUUGGUAAUGCGCCUGUCUCAAGAGGCGAGAGCGGCUGUCGAAAGGUGCAGUGACUACCUGUAGUAAUGCUCACAUAUUCUAUCAUGAAGGCACACUGCGUGUUCACGGUCAU